Messenger RNA from Symbiodinium necroappetens, 1140 nucleotides. The record is from the annotation of a GenBank genome assembly. NCBI's taxonomy places the organism in Eukaryota, Dinophyceae, Suessiales, Symbiodiniaceae.
AUGGCGACGGUGCAGCCCCUGGCCAUGGAGCUCGUCAAAGACGUGUUGGGUGCGAUGCCGGAGGAUCCGGAGUCGUUCAUGAUGCAAUGGCUUCGCCAACGCUGCGAGUCGUGUGAGCGACAACCUCUCAACAUCUCCCUCCGACAGCGCAACCGAGCCCUGAAGGAGGAGCUCUCCGCCCUGCAGAGUGAAGUGGGCAUUGGCGACACAAAGGUGCCGGUGCGGGAGCCGGAGGCCUCGCGGGCAGUGAGCUCGCAGGCAGAGCUGGUCUCCGAAGUGGGCACGAUGCGUGCCGAGACGGCGGCAGAUCUGACGACAUCGCUGGAGGUGCGACUUUUGGGGCAACUUGAGCAGAAGGUGGAGCGCUGGGGCGAGCGUUUGGAGGCACGGAUGCUGGAAGUUCUGAACACCAAAGUUGAGGAAGUGGCAGCAAGCAUUCGCACCGCCAUGGGAGCCGUCAAGGACCCAAACACGGGCUCCCAGCCUGAGGACACAGGCGCCAAGCCGGAGCAUACAACAGAGCUGCACCUCCGUAAGAAGUUCGGCCUCGGAGACUCCAAGUACGACAAGAACAUCGAUCUCCUGAGACGAGAAGUCGUUGCAAAAGCCAAGUAUGUGAAAGCGCUGGAGAUCUCCGGAGGAGAAGAAAAGCUGAGAAGCUUUCAGGUAAAUUUUCAGCCGUUCUUUCCAACCCUGGAUGAGCUCUUUGAGUUUGCGCACAAGCAUCAGCACCACUUCUUCGACCUUGUGGACAGGGUCGGGACCGCCACUCAUGGUACCUGUGCAAAGCCUCCGCUGAAAGGCAAAGAACGCUGCGAGUCAAAGGCAAGGUUUAAGUACAUGGACGCGGCGGGCAACAUCGAAUGGCACAGGCUUACUGACAUCGUUCGAGACACGCUCAGCUACGAGAACUUGGAAGAUAUGUACCGUGGACUGAAGCUGAUCGAUGAGGACAAAAAUGUUGAAAUCGUUGAAUUCAACGAUCGGUAUCAAGCUCCAUUGGAUGGCGGAUACCGUGACCUCCAGCUCACGCUUCGAGUGCAAGGUGAGUUGGUCUGCGAGCUGCAGCUUACAACAAAGUACAUGCUCUUCAUAAAGGCCACUGCACCCAGACUGCUGUUGCCAAAUUGGCGGGGGUAA